AUGGGCGGUUCGAAGGUCGCUACUUCCGACUCUCGGUCGGCCUGCUGCGUCGCGCAGGCUUGUGGGGCGAGUGUACGUUCUGGCAAGUUUGACGCUCAGGGUCCCCAAAGUUCGGACACCUCGCGAAGGCCUUCCGGUUGUCUAAAGUGUCGUGGGGGUGUCCAUGGCCUCUGCCAAUCGCGGGCGGUCGCAUGGAUGAUUGACGGCCUCUCCAGGGGCGCGCUGACCGCUGGCAGGAGAUACUUCAUGGCACCCUCAUCAUCGUCUCGCAGGACACUCGGCAUGACUCCCAUUCACGCCUCUCCCCACUUCGCGAGAGGAGCUUCCCAGUCGUUCUCAGUCGUCAGCACAUCGUUGCAGAGGCGAAUGUGA
This is a messenger RNA of Schizophyllum commune H4-8, 372 nucleotides long. RefSeq lists its product as uncharacterized. NCBI's taxonomy places the organism in Eukaryota, Fungi, Basidiomycota, Agaricomycetes, Agaricales, Schizophyllaceae. The coding region runs from base 1 to 372 and encodes 123 amino acids. The record is from RefSeq and is a predicted model, not a curated record. The transcript has 2 exons.